GCGGUUUGAGCGGUGCCGUCCGCACAGCGCGCGCACACUCGGACCUGCCGCACCGCCGCGCGCGUUUCCCGGAGUCCACGUCUCAUCCGCUGUCAGAAUAAAUCGUUUAAUAAUAAACACCUCCCGGAUGACCGCAGAGCGCUCCCCCGUCUGAGAGGCUCCGGACGCCCGUUUAUUUAUGGAAUAAAUCCAGUUGUACUUGCCACCAUGUCAGGGAAGUCAGAUGGGAAGAAGAAGUGGGCGGCGGUCCGGGACCGCCUGGGCUCCUCGCAGGACUCCGACACCCAGCAGGAGGCCAACCUGGAGAGCGCCGACCCGGAGCUGUGCAUCCGGCUGCUGCAGGUCCCCACCGUGGUCAACUACUCCGGGCUGAAGCGGCGCCUGGAGGGCAGCGACCAGACGUGGAUGGUGCAGUUCCUGGAGCUGUGCGGCCUGGACCUCCUCCUGGAGGCGCUGGACCGCCUGUCCGGGCGCGGCUGCUCGCGGAUCGCCGACGCCCUCCUGCAGCUCACCUGCGUCAGCUGCGUCCGGGCCGUGAUGAACUCGUCGGCGGGGAUCCACUUCAUCAUAGAGAACGAGGGAUACAUUCGAAAGCUCUCCCAAGCCCUGGACACCUCCAACACCAUGGUGAAGAAGCAGGUGUUUGAGCUCCUUGCAGCCCUCAGCAUGUUCUCCACGGACGGCCACCGCCUCGCUCUCGAUGCCCUGGACCACUACAAGGGCGUGAAGACGCAGCAGUACCGCUUCAGCGUGAUCAUGAACGAGCUGCAGGCCACGGACAACGUCCCGUACAUGGUGACACUCCUCAGCGUCAUCAACGCCCUCAUCUUUGGGACCGAUGACCUGAGGCAGAGAGAUAAGAUGAGAAAGGAGUUUAUCGGACUCCAGUUACUGGAUGUUCUGCCAAAGUUAAGGGAGCAGGAGGAUGAAGACUUGAUUAUUCAAUGUGAAGCUUUUGAAGAGGCCAUGGCUGAAGACGAGGAGGAGCUGCUGCGAGUGUACGGGGGCAUCGAUAUGAGUAAUCACCUUGAGGUUUUCACCACACUCUUCAACAAGGUGAGCAGCUCUCCAGCCUCCCUUCAGCUGCUGUCCAUCAUGCAGACGUUGUUGGUGCUGGGGCCGGACCGCUCCGAUAUCUGGCUGGCACUGGAGGCCAUCACGAACAGAGCCAUACUCCUCGCCCAGGACUCCCAGAUGGAGUCCUCCGAGAAGAUCUUGCACCGGCUCAUGUUCAUCAAGGGGAAAAGCUGCGGCGGCCUCACGGAGGUGGACGGUCAGACCGUCAAGGUGGACAAGUCCGUGCAGACGGACGAGGAAAUGGACAAACCGGACGCAAGCACGACGUCUCCUCAGAAGCCACUGUGUGCCUCUCCUCCUCCGCCCCCUCCGCCCCCUCCGCCUCCUCCACCUCCUCUUCCCCCCGGCAUGAUGGGGUCAAUGCCUUCCAAUCAGUGCCCCCCUCCUCCUCCUCCUCCUCCCCCGCCGCCACCCCCACUUCCUGGAGGCUUUGGUGCUCCCCCACCUCCCCCUCCUUUACCCGGCAUGCCUCCGCCGCCCCCGCCGCUGCCCUGCGGCCCGGGCAUGGCUCCGCCUCCACCUCCGCCACCUCUACCAGGCAUGGGUGGCAUGCCUCCGCCUCCCCCGCCUCCUCUCCUGCCUGGCAUGCCGCCGCCGCCGCCUCCUCCCAUGGGCUUGAUCGCCGCCCAGAGCAGCCAGGCGCUGGGGUGCGCCACGCCCAUGAAGACGAGCAGGUGCCCCACGCUGAGGAUGAAGAAGCUCAACUGGCAAAAACUGCGAGCUGUUACCGACGGUCACUCCAUGUGGGCCUCGGUUCAGAAGGAGCCGCCUCCUCGGGAGCCGGACUACAGCAGUAUCGAGCAGCUGUUCUGUCUCCCGGUGACGGACAACAAAGACAAGGGGGCAGCUGCUCCUGUCAAGAAGGAGCCUAAAGAGAUCACAUUUAUUGAUCCAAAGAAGAAUUUGAAUUUGAACAUAUUUCUAAAGCAGUUCAAAUGCACAAACGAGGAAUUUGUAGCCAUGAUCCAGACCGGGGACCGGACCAGGUUCGACGUGGAGGUGCUGAAGCAGCUUCUGAAGCUGCUACCUGAGAAGCACGAGAUCGAGAAUUUGAAGUCCUUCCAAGGAGAAAAAGACAAGUUGGCGAAUGUCGACCGCUUCUACACCUCCCUCCUCACCGUGCCGAGUUAUCAGCUGAGAAUCGAGUGCAUGCUGCUGUGCGAGGAGACGACGUCGGUGUUGGAGAUGCUCAAACCGAAAGUCAAGCUGGUGGAGGAGGCCUGCCACUCUCUCCGGACGAGCGCGCUCAUGCCCAGUUUCUGCAGGCUCAUCCUUGACGUGGGAAAUUUUCUCAACUAUGGAAGUCACACUGGGAACGCCGAAGGCUUCAAGAUCAGCUCUCUGCUCAAGCUCACAGAGACCAAGGCAAACAAGAGCCGCAUUACGCUGCUUCAUCACAUCUUGGAGGAAGCAGAGGCAAAACACCCAGAGCUGCUGGCGCUGCCGGAUGAUAUCGAGAUAUGCGAUAAAGCAGCAGGAGUAAAUCUGGAUUCGGUGCAAUCAGAAGCCAGUGCCUUACUGAAGCGUCUGACCGAGACGGCGAGGAAGGUGUCCAAUUCAUCGGAGGAGGUGAAGGAGCAGUAUGCACAAGUCCUCGAGGAAAAUCUGGAGGCGUGUCGCACUUUGAACCAGAAGUUCACAGAGAUGGAGAAGAAGAAAAGCGAGCUGGCUGUCUACUUAUGCGAGGACGCCAACAAGCUGUUGCUGGAGGAUCUUUUCGGAACCAUCAGGACCUUCAGAGAGCUGUUCAUCAAAGCUCUGAAGGAAAACAAAACCAGAAAGGAACAAGCAGCCAAGGCCGAGAAGAGAAAGCAGCAGCUGGCAGAGGAAGAGUCAAAGAGACAGAAAGGGGAGAAUGGAAAAAUAAUCAAGAAAGGAUUUGUACCACAGAACGAUGACUGUAUCAUCGAUCAGCUUCUGGCGGAUAUCAGGAAAGGGUUCAGCCUGAGGAAGACCCGGCCAAGGUGCGAUUCGGAAACCCUCCCCUCUAGUGAAAUGCAUAGGGAUACCUGCCCACCUGGAUCAAAUGCGAGGCCUGCAAAAGAAAAAGCCGCAGAAGCGCAGGACACAAUUUCCGCUCCCACCAAACCUCAGGCAGAGGAGCGGCGCUGCAGCGCAGGAGAAGUCAACGGCUUCAUCAGCCCCUCCGACGAGACUCUCCCAGCGCCUCGGAGUCCAGCUGCCGACGGCUCAGCUGCUCCUCCCAGCACACCCCUGGUAGAACCGGCCACGACAGCACGGGCACCCCAAGAGCGACCUACUUCGCUGCAAGAGCGUCGACUCCUGGAGACGCCUCCACCGCCGGCGCUCGAUUUGACGCAAACGCCGCCUCAGGUUGACGGGGAGCAGCAGCAGCCCCGUCCCUCCACCAAUGGCUUUUUGGUAGACUCCGCCGAGACCAGCAUCCUCAGCCCAUCUUCCCUCUCGGACUCGGACCUGCUGGAGGCCGCGCUGGACGGAUCGUCAAGCCUGCCGACGCCAAGCGAUCCGGCGGACAUCAGCGUGAACGUUCGCGUCAAGCGAAGCCCGUCGCUUGACGCGAACAUGGACGUGACUGAAACUAGCGAAAGCAAUACGUGGGGAGAGGGGAAGAGUGACAGCAGUGCCAAUACAAGCCAUUUACCAGAGACGCUGGGGAGAGAAGAAGCUGGAGAGCAGAAGAGAAGCAGUACUUCAACAACCCCGGGCCAAGACAAGGUUACGACUUACAGACAUUCGGGGCCGACAGGCAGCGUGGCGCCGCUGGACGAGGGCAUCAGGGGCUGUGAUGUCCCGGACGGGCUGCAGCCGGAAGACCUGCCGUCGGCGUCUGAAGAAGUGCCUCCACCCGUUCAGUCCGAACCAAAGAAACCUCACGGGCUCUUUAAACGAAACAAAAAGAAGAGUACUCAAGGUAACAGUGGAAAAGGACACACUAAACAUAAAAAAGGCUGUGUGUUGCAGUGAGGUGACUCAAGAAAAAGAAAAGCAAGAGGAAAAAGAAAAUGUUAGAUGGACUUCUGAGCUGGAAGGACUGCCGUAUAUUUUAUUUAGUCAGACUUCAGGAAUAUUGACUCUUCGAAGAGGAUGUGGAAGACUUUCCUGACAAAGAGAAAGCAAACACUUUGGCGGCUGGGAUUUUGCACAGCCUUGACGUUACCCGUCACUUUAUGUAAAUAUGUUUUUCUUUGUAUGUGUAUAUGAGUGCUAAACACUUGAAUGUGCUUUAUAUGUUUGUAUAAUGGUUGUAUUAUGCAGUGGAUGUGUUUUUUGCAAUAACCUCUGUUUACCUACAGCACACAUAAGAUCUAGUACUUGAUGCAAUAUGUUCAAUUUAAAUAGCCAUGAAAACAGAACUGCUCGAAUGUGAAGUCUUAAUUUUUUUUUUUUUAAAUGUUGAAUUGAUUUGAAAUGGGAAAUUUGAGGGUGGCGUAUAAUGGAUUGUAACUUUUAAUGUUAGAUAUAUUUUAAUAAAAUUGAAUUUGCUGUUCA
Messenger RNA from Salarias fasciatus (jewelled blenny), 4548 nucleotides. Its product is annotated as inverted formin 2. Gene Ontology annotation, molecular function: actin binding; small GTPase binding. Gene Ontology annotation, biological process: actin cytoskeleton organization. The record is from RefSeq and is a predicted model, not a curated record. Lineage: Eukaryota; Metazoa; Chordata; Actinopteri; Blenniiformes; Blenniidae. The transcript is spliced from 23 exons. The coding region runs from base 208 to 4023 and encodes 1271 amino acids.